Molecule: messenger RNA, 4114 nt
Organism: Prunus avium (sweet cherry)
Lineage: Eukaryota; Viridiplantae; Streptophyta; Magnoliopsida; Rosales; Rosaceae
Product: homeobox-DDT domain protein RLT3
Biological process (GO): regulation of transcription by RNA polymerase II
Molecular function (GO): DNA binding
Source: RefSeq, a predicted model, not a curated record
UUGAUGAAGAUAUUUUUUUGGUAAAACCCAAAACCCUACUUGGUUAGUUUCCCAUUUCGUUAUCUGCUGCUUCUCGUCCCCUUUCGCAUCACAAUUAGACGGUGUCUAAGGACAAGCAUGCAGAUUACAGAGCUCACUCUCCCACCUCCAUUUCCCUGCGGCUUCGACGCUGCCACUCUCACUCUGAUAUCGCCACCCACAGUCUCGCUCUGCUAAUUUGUAUAGUUUGCUUCUGCGUUCUCAACCGCCCCAACCAUUUCUGCUUUGGGUUCUGUUCUUCAACUCCUUCUGGAAAUGGUUUUGAAAUUUCUGUGAUUUUGGGUACUUGUGGAAGAAGAAGAUGAUGGAAAAGAUAAAGAGGAAAACUCAAUCACAGCUUGAAGCCCUUGAGAGCUUCUACUCAGAGGAUAGGUAUCCUUCACGAACGGCAAUGGAAUGCCAUGCUGCUGCCUUCAGAUUGACUUACAAGCAGGUUCGGGGUUGGUUUGUUGAGAAGAGGAGGAGAGAGAAGCGAGAAAAUAAAACCACUGAGGAGUUGGGUGGAAGAAAUGGGUCGGGAGCUGGUGCUCCAAGGGUAGUUAAACACUGCCUCUCAAAAGCAAAAGCUCCUUCGUUGUCGAGAUACAAGCAAACAAAAAUGAAUGGGAAUCAUAUUCAGGAAUUGUUAACUCCAGACUACAUUCUCAAGAAGGUGUUCCGCAAAGAUGGUCCUCCCCUUGGUGUGGAAUUUGACUCUCUCCCCUCUCGGGCACUUUUCCAUUCUACAGAUCCCGAAGAUUUACAUCCCCCUUGCAAAGAGAACCAAAGAGAAACUAAAAGGAGGAAGGUUACCGAGCAUGCUGUCAUUGGUCAUCAGAAUUGCGACAAGAGUGCUCCAGUGAAAAAACAUGGUGUUGGAAAAGGUUUGAUGACGGUCUGGCGGGCAACCAAUCCUGAUGCUAGAGAUUUUCCUGUUGACAUGGGUUUUGCGAACGGUGAAGUCACUAGUGUAUCAUUAAAUCCAACUUCUGUAUCACGAAAACCAGUAACUCGGAACAGAAGAUUGCAACAAAAAAAAUGUGUUCCUAAACAGGGACGGGUACGGAAUAAGGUACAAGAAAAGAGGAAACAUUUCGUCAAAAGAAGAGAAGUGGAAUCUAACAAUGAGAAUCAGACUCUGCCAAGCAAAGAAAAAUGUGAACUUGCUUUGGAAGGAGCAGGUUCCCAAGAACACUCGGAUAAGAUUGCAAUGCUUGUGGAAGAUGAAGAGCUGGAGCUGAGACAAUUACAAGGAAGGCCAAAUGCAUUGGGGUGCUCUGAUCAUUUUACUACUAAUGGAGAUCAUGCCUGUUCACUUUGCAAAGAUUUCCUGGCCAAGUUUCCUCCAAAUUCUGUCAAGAUGAAGCAGCCAUUUUGUAUGCAACCUUGGGAUUCUUCUCCAGAGAUUGUCAAGAAACUGUUCAAGGUUUUCCAUUUCCUUUGUACUUAUGCCGUUAUGGUAGACAUAAGUUCCUUCACUAUUGAUGAGUUUGCCCAAGCAUUUCAGGACAAGGAUUCCUUGCUACUUGGAAAAAUUCAUGUGGCUCUUCUGAAGCUUCUUCUAUCUAAUGUUGAAGCCGAGCUUCGCUGUGGAUCUAUACCUCAUUUGAGCAAAUCAUGCAAUUUUCUUGCAUUUAUUCACUCGGUUGAAAAUCAAGAAUCCACUCUGGAAUUCUGGAAGAGAUCACUUAACCCUUUAACAUGGACAGAAAUACUGCGUCAAGUACUGGUUGCUGCUGGUUUUGGUUCAAAGCAAGGUGCAAUGCGAAGGGAUGCCCUUAGCAAGGAAAUGAGCCUUAUGGUGAAGUAUGGUUUACGCCCUGGUACUUUGAAGGGUGAAUUGUUUAGAGUUCUUCUAGAGCAAGGAAUUCAUGGGUUGAAAGUUUCUGAGUUGGCGAAGUCAUUGCAGAUUUCUGAAUUGAACCUUUCCAGUGGAAUAGAGGAACUAGAGUCUUUAAUUGGUUCAACUCUUUCAAGUGAUAUUACAUUAUUUGAAAAGAUUUCAUCAUCCACAUAUCGUGUGCGUAUUAAUUCUUCUGAAAAGGAAGUGGAGGAAUCCCAAUCAGAUACCGAAGACUCUGGAGCAGUUGAUGAUGACCUCAGUGACAGUGGUACAUGUAGCAGUGAUGAUGAUUCUGGGUGCAAUUCAGGAAAUUCCCAAAUUAAAAAGCUGACUUAUAUGAACCAUGGAAAAAGUAAAGAUAACAUGGUGACAGUAUACACCGAAAUUGAUGAGAGCCAUCCAGGAGAAGUAUGGUUGUUAGGACUGAUGGAAGGCGAAUAUUCAGAUUUAAGCAUUGAAGAAAAGUUGAGCGCAAUAGUGGCUCUAAUUGAUCUUCUUCAUGCAGGUUCUAGUUUUAGAAUGGAGGAUCCUAUAAAUGCCAUUGCUGAAUGCAUUCCUAGCAGUCUUCAUUCUGGUUCAGGGGCGAAAAUUAAGAGGUUAUCAACUAAACAACAUCGCAUGCCCAGGCCAACCUGGGUCCAUGCAGGACAUACGAGCGGUGCAAAAGAAGAUUAUACAUUAAAGUUUCACCCUAUAGAUUCUUCAGGGUCAAUCUCAAAGUUCUCUGACGAGAGAUUCUCUACAAAAGAGAAAAAUGGAAAAGAAAGAGAAGUGCGGUUUGACUUACACCCAAUGCAAUCUGUGUUUUUGGGGUCUGAUCGUAGAUACAAUAGAUACUGGCUUUUCUUGGGCCCUUGUAAUGCAUAUGACCCAGGACAUAGAAGGGUUUAUUUUGAAUCUUCAGAAGAUGGUCACUGGGAGGUGAUUGAUACAGAAGAGGCUCUGUGUGCUUUGUUGUCAGUUUUGGAUGACAGGGGUAAACGAGAGGCUCUUCUUAUUGAAUCCCUAGAGAAACGAAUAGCGUUUCUGUGCCAAGCGAUGUCAAGUAGAAUGGUAAAUAGUGAUAGAAUUGACAACUUGGCGCAAUCUGAUCAAUCUGAGCUGGAUAGUGUUAGAGAAGACACUUAUUCACCAGUAUCUGAUGUAGACAACAACUUAUCUGGAAUUGCAAAUGAUUCUCUGCCUUCAUCUGGAGUUGUGGUUCUUGAAGUUAGAAAGAAAGGAGAACAACAGAAACAGAAAUGGAGCCGAAUCCAAGCAUUUGAUUCAUGGUUAUGGAAUUCCUUUUACCUAGAUCUUAAUGCUGUCAAACAUGGUAAACGAUCCUAUUUUGAUACACUUACUAGAUGUGAAAGUUGUCAUGAUUUGUAUUGGAGAGAUGAGAAGCACUGCAGGAUUUGCCAUACAACAUUUGAGCUUCAUUUUGAUCUGGAAGAAAGGUAUGCCAUCCAUGUAGCCACAUGUAAGGAGAAAGAAGCGAGUGAUACUUUUCCUAAGCAUAAGGUCCUCUCAUCACAGAUCCAAUCACUAAAAGCUGCGAUGCAUGCAAUUGAGUCAGUCAUGCCAGAAGAUGCUUUGUUGGGUGCUUGGAAAAAAUCUGCUCAUAAGCUAUGGGUGAAACGACUGAGACGUACCUCAUCUUUGGCUGAGCUUUUGCAGGUUCUUGGUGAUUUUGUUGGUGCCAUCAACGAGGACCGAUUAUAUGAAUGCAACAUAGUGCAAGGUUCUUGUAAUUUUAGUGAAGAACUGAUUGCGUCCUUUGCCUGUAUGCCCCAAACAACAUCUGCAGUUGCACUCUGGUUGGUAAGAUUGGAUGCCUUAAUUGCUCCAUACUUGGAAAGAGCCCAUUCUCAGAAAAGGCUGGAAAUUAGUGUCAGAGGGAAGCAUGCUCCAAAGCAAUAGCACCGCCUUUUUUCGGUAGAUUAGCCAAAUUCAAUCCCACAUUUUUUUGACAGAUUGAGGAGCAAAUAUAUGUCCAUUGUACUGCCAGAUCAGUGGAACUGUUGCAGGCUUUGAAACCGCGGUACUUUGUAUGAAGCUAUGCUUCAAGUUUUCUAUUUAGUUGCCAUAUAUGGCUAUUGAGCCGUUAGAUGUACAGCAUGAAGGAAAGUUGGACGUUUAAUAGAUACAAGAGUUUCAUAUCACUGAAGCCUGCUCCAGAGAAAUAUCCACACGUUUAUCCUAUAUUCUCUUGUAUAGAAUAUGGCAGCCUCUUUACUGUCUCAGUCAAUGGAGGAUUCAGAUUUUGUUUCA